CGUUUUCGAAUGUCAUUUAAUUUAAUAUAAGCCAAUGAGCGAGAAAUCCCCGCGGUCGCCGGCAAUCAGAGAUCGAAGAGGAGAGAGAUGGCGAGUGGAGAAGCAUUGAUCGCGUACAGAGCGCUACUACGAGCAACUCGGAAAUCUUUCGCAGGCGACUCGGUGAUGCUGAACGCAUCAGCCUCUGAGGUGAGGAAGAAAUUCGAGGAGAAUCGUCACGUGACUUCCCAGACUGAGAUUCAAAGGCUCCUCGAAGAAGCACGUGAAGCCUCCCAUUUCAUCUCUACCAUGAUCGUUCAAGCUGAGCUCAACGAACGAGGCGGCUAUGAGAUGAAGCUUGAUAAUCACCAUGCUGGAGCAACACUUGAAGUUCCAUCUGAAGAGAAUCUUCGGAAAUUUGUGUAAGGAAAGGAAUGUGGAACUUCAGUGAUAUGAAUUUGUGCACUGGCUUUAGACUGGAUUUUAAACUGUUAGGAGCCCCUUGUGAAAGAUUAUCCUGUUCUAAGUUAUUCAGGUCCCAUCAAUUACUCGGAUAACUUUUUUUUUUCUGUGCUUCCUUUUUAUGCCAAUAUCAACUAAAAUAAAUUGUCCUUGUCAUAAGAGUUUUACAUUCAGUUGCUUCUGAUAUGUAUGUCUAAAAACUCAAAGGCCGAACUGUCUGCUAAACUGCAAGAUGCCCUUCUUCUUUUGCUAUCUAUGGAAUUGGUUUUGUUUGAUUUCUCUUACAA
Molecule: messenger RNA, 728 nt
Organism: Jatropha curcas
Lineage: Eukaryota; Viridiplantae; Streptophyta; Magnoliopsida; Malpighiales; Euphorbiaceae
Product: complex 1 family protein / LVR family protein
Biological process (GO): mitochondrial respiratory chain complex III assembly
Cellular component (GO): mitochondrial matrix
Molecular function (GO): protein folding chaperone
Source: RefSeq, a predicted model, not a curated record